UGACACCAAGCAGAAUCUGCUGUUAGGUUAGAUUACAAGGAUACUUUCUGAGCCACACAAAAACAUGCAGGCAACAUCAUUAGUCUAUUAUUUCCUGCUUGUCUCUGUGUGCAUUGAUUUUUCUCAAAAUGAAACCAGUGCACUUCUCAGGAGGCAAAGGAGAAGAAUGCACUACAGAGGACUGAGAAGGAGCUCCUCAGCAGGGCACAGGUCCCCAAGACAGCCAAGGAUGAAGCUUCCAGCUCCUGUUGCUGUAGUACCCAGCAUACCUCUUAUUAAUAUUGAUGACGGGGUUAUGGGCGUAUUUGACUCUCUCAUAGGUUUGGGUGGACAUGAAUCUAGUUACAGUGUCUUACCAGGAAAGAAGGGGCACUGCACAGCUAAUGGGAUGAUUAUGUAUGAUAAAGCCGUCUGGUCUCCCAAGCCCUGCAUUACCUGUCUCUGUUCAAAAGGAGAAGUGAUAUGUGAUACAACCAUGUGCCACCCUCUGAAAUGUCCCAAAACUAUUAUACCUGCAGGAGAAUGCUGCCCAGUUUGUUCUGAUAUUGCCUCCUCUUUGGAUUCAAGUAUUAUUUCACUGGAUGACAUAAGUGAGUUGUCUGGUGAUUCUCCAGAACCCAAUGACCUUGGUAACACCAAUGUAUUGUCAUCAGCACAUACUCAAACUGAAAAAGAUGAACUACUUAGAACAGAAGUGGUAGAGUUUAAAGAGAAAGAAGGUCGUAAAAAGGAUGAAAAGAAAAGAAAAAGGAAAGGCAAAAAAAACCGACAGAAGAAUAAAGCCUAUCACAGAGAAAAGAAGCCUAUCACAAGAAAGGGAGCUGCAGAAGAAGAAAUACAACAUGAAAGUGAUGAAGAUGAUGGUACUUUCAGAAUGCCAUCUCAUUUCCCAAUUCCUGUUCCACCCAUAGAAGCUCCUCCUUUGCCAUCUGGAUGCUCCACCUUGGACACCACAGUAAGCUGUAUUAAUGCCAAACUUACACAAAUACCACCAAUCUCAGAUCCAGAUCUAACAAGUCUAGACCUCACAGGAAAUAGUAUCACUACUAUCUCAGAUGAAGCAUUCAAUGGGAUACCUAAUUUGGAAUGGAUUGAUCUGAGUAAAAAUAAUAUUACCUCUCCUGGCAUAGGUCCACAAGCAUUCAAAAUUCUGAAAAAGCUAAAACGUCUGUAUUUGGAUGGAAAUAUGCUGGUACAUAUUCCCUCUGAAUUGCCAUCAACUUUGGAAGAAAUAAAAAUAAACGACAACCACCUUCAUGCCAUUGAUGAAGACGGCUUACAAGGUUUAAAGAAUUUGGUCACCCUCGAAUUAGAAGGAAAUAAACUUAGUGAAGCGAAUGUCAGUCCUCUGGCCUUUUAUCCUUUGAAAAGCCUCUCUUAUUUGCGACUGGGAAGAAAUAAAUUUAGAAUUAUCCCACAAGGUCUUCCCACCACUCUUGAGGAGUUAUACCUUGAAAAUAAUCAAAUUGAAGAAGUGUCAGAAAUUUGCUUUAACCAUACAAGAAACAUAAAUGUCAUUGUGCUAAAGCAUAACAAAUUAGAAGAGCACAGAAUAGCACCUUUGGCUUGGAUAAACCAAGAGAACUUGGAAUCAAUUGAUCUCUCUUAUAAUAAGUUAUAUCAUGUUCCCUCCUAUCUGCCAAAAUCUUUACUACAUCUGAUACUUAUAGGAAAUCAGAUUGAAAGAAUUCCAGGAUAUGUCUUUGGUCACAUGAAGCCAGGGCUGGAGUAUCUCUACCUGUCCUUUAACAAACUUACCGAUGAUGGAAUAGAUCCAGUAUCAUUUUUUGGAGCAUAUCACUCUCUGCGAGAGUUGUUUUUGGAUCACAAUGAAUUGAAGUCUGUACCAUUUGGAAUUGAUGAAAUGAGAAAAUUACGUUUUCUAAGACUGAACAAUAAUAAAAUAAGGACAGUCCCUCCAGAACGCAUCUGCAGGACUCAUACCAAUGAUGAUGAUGAUGUUCAUGACAACAGUGAAGAGGAAGAGAAUCAAGAGUCACGCUUGGAACACGUUCAUCUUGAAAACAACCAUAUCAAUACAAGACAGCUAUCACCACAUGCAUUUUCAUGCAUAAGAUCCUAUUGCAGUGUUGUUCUUAAACCACAGAAGAUCAAAUGAACACCCAACUUUUGCAUUGCAACCCAGAAACACAGCUUUAUUUAUUCUCUGCAGCUAACAGGUCUGAUUACUUCUGAUUUAAACCCUUCUUACUACUAUAAAUAAGAUACAGUAUAUUAUAUACUGAAGUAAGGUAGUAGUGUAUUUCUUAAUAUUGUUUCAUUAUAAAAACAUUAGAUGUAAAAAUAGAAGCUCAAGAUUUUUAUUUCUAUUGACAGAAAUUCUACUUAAACACAAUAGAUCAAAAUGUGUCCCCAGAUACACCCUCCACAAGAUCAGAUCUUAGAAAGGAAGACUAUAACUAAACCCUAAACUUGGUCCUGUCUUAUUUGAUUAACUGAAUUUAAAACAUUUUAAAUGGUACCAUCAGCUUUAAAAAUGCUACAAAUAAAAGUCCUUGAGCUAUGAACAUUCUAGCAGUGCAAGAAUCAAAUUUCUUAAAACAUACAUGGUACCGGAUUUUCUACCAAACAUUUUGCAGUGAUAAAUACUCUCCCAACGGAAAUUUCAAGUAAAAAAUUGUUUGUUUAGAUGACCCUGAAAACUUCCCGUAUUCAAACACAGAAUCUGAUGAGUUAGAAGAAUGAGCAAUUAAUUAAUUUCUAUGUGGAUGAUUUUCUUUUUUUUUUUUAUUUAACAAAGUGUAUUUGAAAUUUUUUUUUUUUUUAAAAAACUCAGAGAGUGGUAGGUCUCAUUCAUUUGUACAGUAGUUAGUUUGCUAGCUUUUUAUACUGUAUAGGAUCGGGAUCAUGUUGCCCAUUUAGGGGACUAAUUAGACUUUCUUGAAACUUUAAAAUACCCACUUAGUGAUUAUUUGAAUGCUUCUAGGUAGUCAUAAAUCACCACUUCAGAGACAAUGUUGAUAAAGCCAUUUCAGUAAUACAUUUGAUAUGCUUUAGAUAUACAACAGUGUUUACAAGUAGAUCUCUGUUUCCCUAGAAAGGAGUUCAGUCUCUUGAAGAUUUUUUUAGUGUCUCAGUUCAAAGAAAAUAAGCAUUUUAUUAUGAUAUUCUUUCUCUAAAGCGGCCAAAAAAGUAGUUAAUAUUUUUAUUUUAAAGAACAACUUCAAUAAAAACUGAAAGUAAUUCUAACAUCUUUCAUAUUUCUUGAAUUCUACAGUCCUUUCUUAUAAGAGUAGGCUGGUGGUAGGAAAUGAUUACAGAUCACUGGCAAGUCAUUAUUCUUCACGCAAUUAUUUUCCACUUUCUCCUGGGCUAUUCUGUGAGGCAUAAAAAACUGGUACUCUGUUUUCUUCAGUACUAUAGGUAUGCUGCCUAAUAACUUCUUCAGAAUGGAUCGGAACAAAGGAUUAAAUGGUUUAAUAGAGGGAUUGACUUUAUUUAAAGGCAUAUAAAAGCUGUAAGCAACUGCACAUCAUAAAACCUUCUAAGGACACAUAUUAACUACUGAACUGUAACUUUAUUGCCCUCGCUCUGGAAGUGAAGGUUUCACUAUGCAUUUCCCACACAUCCCAAUCUGCUGCCAACGGACAUGUCAUAUAAUCAGCAUAAGCAUACUGUUCACACAACAUUUAACAGUGAAGGAUCUCCAAAUAUUUUUUUUAGCGUAUUAUAGACAGCAUAUAUGAACACCUGAGUUUUGUUUUCUCUGAGAUUUUUGUUAAGUUUGGUAAAGAAUGGUGAAACCAACAGGCUGAGUUUUUACAUACAAUGUUCUGGUUUGGGUGAUUUGAUUUCAUUGCUUGUGCACUUUCAACAUUUGAUUCCUUCCUUCCUUUUGACUUUGGCUAAUACUUUGGCUAAUAUUUCUUUGUCUUUGUCAAACAUCAUUAAGUUCCCAAACUACUGUUUUGAGAGACUAAAAAACCCAAAUUAUUAAAAUGAAUACUUCUAGUCUAUUGCUAAAUGACUUCAGACUUUGCAACACUGCUGAGCAGUGCUUUCAGAAGCUUUACUAAGCAUUUUGAAUACACAGACUGACCCAAGCAGGUAUUUCCAGAUAAACAAGCUGUUGUAUUACACCAUUUUAUGCAUUCUUAUAAUAAAUUUAAGCAAAACACCA
Messenger RNA from Gavia stellata (red-throated loon), 4141 nucleotides. It is a transcript of the gene ECM2, whose product is annotated as extracellular matrix protein 2. The transcript is spliced from 10 exons. Gene Ontology annotation, molecular function: heparin binding; collagen V binding; protein binding. Gene Ontology annotation, cellular component: extracellular matrix. The record is from RefSeq and is a predicted model, not a curated record. Lineage: Eukaryota; Metazoa; Chordata; Aves; Gaviiformes; Gaviidae. Gene Ontology annotation, biological process: positive regulation of cell-substrate adhesion; extracellular matrix organization. The coding region runs from base 65 to 2119 and encodes 684 amino acids.